AUGGGUGUUUAUUUUUGUUUGUGGUGUGGGGGGUUUGUGAUGGGGGGGUUGUGGUGGGUGGGGUGGGUGGGGGGUGGUGGGGUGGUUGGUGGGUGUGGUUUGGUUUGUGGGGGAUUUAGGGUGAGGUUGGGUGGGGUGGUGGGGGGGGGGGGGGGGUGGAGGGGGUUGGUUAUGGGGGGUUGGGGUGGGUGGGUUGGGGUAGUGGUUGUGUGUUUUGGGGUGUUGUGGUUGAUUAUUGUUGGGGGGGGUUGGUGUGUGUGUUGUUUGUGGUGGGGUUGGGGUUGGGUAGUGUUGUUGUGGUGUGGGGUGGGGGGGUUUGGGGUUGAGUGGUUAUGUGGGGGUUUUAGGGUGGGUGGGGUUGGGGGGGUUGUGGUUUGUGGGUUGUUGUGGAAGGGGUGGGGGGUGUGGGGGUUGAUAUUGGGGGGGUGGGAGGGGGGUGUUGAUUUGGGUUUUGGGGGUUGGAGUGAGGUGGGUUUAGAGGUGUUUGGGGUGUGGGGUGGAAGUUUUGUAAAUGGAGGUGAUUUUGAUGAGGUGGAGGGGUGGGGUGUGGGGGGUUGUGGGGUUGGGUGGUGUUGUUGGGGAGGGGUAGUUGUAGGAGGUGUUGUGUUUGUAGGGAUGGGGGGGGUGGGGGAAUGGGGUGGGUGUGGGGUUGUGGGGGUGGGGGUGGUUGUGUGGUGGGUUUUUGGUGUGGAAUUUUGGUGUUUUUGUGGUGGGAUGGGGGGGGGGGGGGGUGGGUGGGGUGUUGGUUUGUGGUGGGGUUGGUGGUUGGGGGGUUGGGUGGGUGGGUGGUGGUGGUGGGGGGGUGGGUUUGUUGGGGGGUUUUGGUUUGGGGUGUGGGUGGGGGGGUGUGGGGGGUGGUUGGGUGUGUGGGGGGGGGUUGGUGUGGUGUGUUGUUGUGGGGGUGUGUUGGGGUUUGGUGUGUGGGGGGAGGUUGUGGGGUGGGGGGGUGUGGUGAGGGGUGGUGGUGGGUUUGGGGGGUGGGUGGUGGGGGGUGUUUGGGGGGGGGUGUUGUGGUUGUGUUGUGGGGUGGGGAUGGGGGGGGUUGUGGUGUGGGGUUGGGGGGGGGUUAUGUAUGGGGGGGGGGGGGGGUUGUAUUUGGGUUUGUUGGGUGGUGGGGGUGGGUGUGUGGGGGGUGGGGUGGUUGGAGGUUGGUUGGGGGGGGGUGAAUGGAGUUGUGAGUUGUGGGGUGUUGUUGUGUGGGAUGUGGGAUGUGGUGGUGGUUUGGGUGUAGGGGGGGUGGGGGUAGGUUUGGGUUGGUUGUGUUUUGGGGGUUUUUUUGUUUGGGUGUGUUGUGGGGGAGUGGUUGAGAGGGUUUGUGUUGUUGGGGUUGAUAGGUAG
Knipowitschia caucasica is the source of this 1338-nucleotide messenger RNA. NCBI's taxonomy places the organism in Eukaryota, Metazoa, Chordata, Actinopteri, Gobiiformes, Gobiidae. The record is from the annotation of a GenBank genome assembly.